AUCAGAUGGCAGCAUAGAAGUUUAGGAAGGUGGCAACUCUAUAAUUAAAAGGCGCUGAGGCGACGCGUGCCUGAAUUCGUAUAAAAAUUUAAAUAAAAAAAUGUCCAGCGACAGUGAGCCAUAUUACAGCAAUGAGGAGGAGGAGGAGGAUGAAGUCAUUAGCAACACCAGUUCAGGCCGAUCAAGCCGAUCCUCGCGCCCCACUAACCGUUAUAGCAACGCAAAUAGCAAUUCUGGUGUCGUCAUCGAUGAAACAGAGUCUGAGGCACCAGAUACUGAACUAGGCGAGUCCGCAUCCGAGUCCGAGGAGGACAGCGUGGGCCCGGGGACCAAGAAAACUAAGGGAAACCGAUUGCGCCCACCAGCAAUUCUUUCCGACAGCGACGAGGACGAACUGGAUCAGAGAGCUCUCUCACCUUGCACUAGAAUGAGUAUCACCGGAGUAAGACCACAGGAUUUGGGAGAUGACGACAGCGAGAUCGAAUACAGCGAUGAGGUGUCAAAGUCCCCGGACACCCCUAUUGGAAGGGAGGAUGCUGCUGCCUCCCGCUACCGCCAGGCCAUUGAGGGACCGCCGCUCUCACCGCGCUACAGUACUCAGUUCGUGGGCAACAUCGAGGAGACUCUUCAUUCCACUAUUUUUCCAGUAACUGAAGAUGUGGGUCCCCACGAAGAUUCCAGCGGCAGCGAUGUGCUGAUCCUCAGCAAUAAGGAGACCCCAAUCGAGAUUUCGAGCUCAAGUGCCGACGACGAAGUUGUUGAGAACAAAGAGAACAUAUCCGGUCCUCCCUUUGUACGCCCCUCGAGGUCCUAUUCGCCCAGGAGCAGUGCUGGCGCUCCGGCCAAGACUACCAAAAACCUUAGUCAGCCCACGAUUCAGGCGGCACUGCAGCAGCGUAAGAGCCGCGUUAAGAGCGAAGAUCAAGACCCAAACCAGAAGUUGGUAAGCCAAGAUUAUUACAAUAAGGAGUUGCACUCCCUCUCCAAGUUGCGUGUAGAACUGACCGACGCAGAGAAGCUCUACGAGAAGGUGGCUAACAAGCUGCCCGACAAGGGCACCCAGAUUCUAAAGCGUAUCGAAAAUUUGCGUAAUGAAGUAGUGGCCAAAAGCGCAAUGGUGGAUAAUCUUCAGGUUCAGACUCCUAAGAUUCCCGCCAUUAGGGUGAUGGAUUUCGCAAAGCAGACUGCAAUGCCUUUGCAAGAUAACUCUCCUGACUGGGACGAACUCUCGGCGGCGGUCAAUCAGAUCAAGCCCGUGUAUACUGGAACCCAGGGAAUGGCCACGUUCAACAACCAAAAGGCUUUGACUUUGGAGUCCCUCAAGGACCUCCAUGGCUCGUUGAAAGACUGUCCAGGACCCGACGUCUUGGCCGAAGAUCCCAAGGGCCUGAAAGUUUCUUUGAUGGACCACCAGAAGCACGCCUUAGCUUGGAUGGCAUGGCGUGAGCAGCAGCGUCCUCGCGGCGGUAUCCUUGCCGACGACAUGGGCUUGGGAAAAACCCUGACCAUGAUAUCGUCUGUACUGGCCUGUAAGAAUAGCCAGGAGAGCGGGGAGGACAAAGAUUCGGAAAGCGACGACAGCGAUGAUGAGAAGGGCAAGAAAAAGGGCGCUGGAGGAUGGAACUCUAAAGGGCGCAAAGGCUCCUACAAAGGUGGUACCUUGGUGGUGUGCCCAGCAAGUUUACUGCGUCAAUGGGAGAACGAAGUGGAGUCCAAGGUGGCGCGGAACAAGCUGACCGUCUGCGUCCACCACGGUAUCAAUCGGGAGAGCAAAGCGAAGCAUCUGCGCACCUAUGACAUUGUUGUUACCACUUAUAAUAUUGUGGGCAGGGAGCACAAAGAGCAGGCCGCCGUAUUCGGGGUCAAGUGGCGUCGUAUCAUUUUGGACGAGGCUCACGUGGUUCGGAAUCACAAGGCGCAGUCUUCCAUAGCAGUUAGUGAUCUGCGGGGAAAGUACCGAUGGGCCUUGACCGGUACCCCCAUCCAAAACAAAGAGCUGGAUGUUUAUGCGUUGCUAAAGUUCCUUCGCUGCUCACCGUUUGACGAUCUCAACACGUGGAAGAAGUGGAUUGAUAACAAAAGUGCCGGCGGGCAGAACCGUUUAAAUCUGUUGAUGAAGUCUCUCAUGCUCCGGCGCACCAAGGCACAGUUGCAAGUGGAAGGCAAGCUCAAUAACUUGCCCAACAAGGAGCUGCGCAUGAUCGAGAUUUCAUUGGACAAAGAUGAGAUGAACGUUUACCAGAUGGUGAUGACCUACUCGCGGACUCUGUUUGCCCAGUUCCUCUUUCAGCGUGCCGAGAAGGACACUGAGUUCAAUUUCAGAUCUGAUGCGAACAAGCCAACUUACAAUCAGGUCAAAGAUCCCAAUGGAGCUUACUAUAAAAUGCACCAGAAAUUCUCCAAAAUGGCUGGCGGAAAGAAAGAAGUAAAGUCCCAUGAAAUUUUGGUGUUGUUGCUCCGGCUGCGUCAAAUUUGCUGUCAUCCUGGGCUCAUCGAUGCGAUGCUCGAGGGAGAAGAAGCCAACAAUAUGCAAGCUGAAAGCAGUGACAGCGACUCUCCUGAAAUCGACUUGCUGGCGCAGCUUAACAAGCUGACCAUCAAGGACACUUCCACUUCUUCUAAUCACGGUGAUAGCUUUGGGCGGGAUGAACAGGAGGAGCCUCCGUUGCACGGAGAGGAAGCCCGCGUUGCAAAAGCCUCUAAAAAUCUUCUAAAGAGAACCAAUCCCGUUUUUAAUUUGAAACGGCCCUCGUCCAAAAUGCUUAAAGUGAUGGAAAUCCUAAAGACCUCGAUUCUAAAAAGCAAAGACGACAAAGCCAUAGUCGUAUCGCAGUGGACUUCGGUGCUGGAUAUAUUACGCGACCACUUGGAACAUGCGGGUUUGCCUACGCUCUCGCUGAAUGGAACCAUUCCCGUUAAAAACCGGCAGGACAUUGUGAAUCAGUUUAAUAAUCGGCAAAGUGACAAGCGUAUCCUGUUACUGUCCCUAACCGCUGGCGGUGUGGGCUUGAAUCUCAUCGGUGCCAAUCAUCUCUUGUUGUUGGACUUGCACUGGAAUCCUCAGCUGGAAGCCCAGGCCCAAGAUCGUAUUUACCGCGUUGGCCAAAAGAAGGAUGUUAUCAUUUACAAGUUUAUGUGCGCGGACACUGUCGAGCAGAGGAUCAAGGCGUUGCAGGAUAAGAAACUAGAACUGGCCAAUGGCGUGUUGACCGGCGCCGCUGUCAGUUCUAAACUCACUAUUGAUGACCUGGAGGAUCUCUUUGGAAUGUAAAUUGGCACUUAAAUUUAGCUUUCAGCCCUCGAAUUUGGCUUCUUAAUUUUGAAUCAUUCCAACAGAAAAAGGAAGUAAUCUUUAUUUACAGCGAAAUGUUUAUUCAAGUUAAUUUUAUAAUUGUUUUUUGUUUGUUUUUAUUUCUUGGUUUCGAAGCAUUGUAUUAAAAUUAACUAGUAUACCAUUAAUAUUGUUUAGUGUUUUACAAUGAGUUCCAUUUAUAGUGAAAUGUGUGUUCUACUACGAUUUAAUUUUCUUAACGUUACUAUUUCGCGAUGUCUGUUGAAGCGGAUUCAAACAAAUUCCACUACAAUUUGAAUAGCAUAACAUAUUUGGUUUUUGUCAAACUGUACAAAAGAAGACAUUAAUUAAUAAAUGAAUAUCUUAAGAUUAGAACAGUACGCUACACUACUCUCAGAUCAGCCGGAUCAGUUCUCACGAAGUAUUAAUGUACCGCAUGCUUCUUAACAUGGCAGCGCACAGCCCACAAAAAUGUAAUGUACGUUUUCUAUAUAGGACAUAAUUAAAGAGUUAAUGUUUCAAGCUGAUAAUCUCAAAUCGAUUACACCCUUUAUAUUGAACAAUCUUGAUUAAGCUGAUGUGAUUUCUUGCUAAUCGGUUGCUGCUGUACAACGAUAAUUUUUGAUAAAAGUGCUCAAGCUUAGGACUAGAAUCGUUUUUCAAAACGUGUGCCUAUUAUGAGUCUGGAGUAAUUUUCUGGUGAAAAUUUGUGCAAGUCUAUAUUAGAUUCUUGAUUAUUUUUUCAGAGAAACUUGAAAAUUAACUAAGUUAUAUACAAUACAUGAGUUAAUUAUAUAGAUACACACAUCAUGAUUUAUCAUAGUCUCAACAUGCAGUAUAGUUCAAAUUUUUUAAAUUAUAUAUGGAUAUUUUUAAUUUUUUUUUUGUCGGUUUGAGAUCAAUUUGAAAACGUUUUCGGGGGAUAAACAUUUAGAGUCUAGAAUCUAGAUGAUUUAUUCUUUGUAUUCUUCACCUUGGAAUAAGACAAAGCCUAGUUAGAUAUUAGAUAACUUUUCUUCGGGAAUUCGGAAGUUUGAGUUGUCGCUUUCGGUUAUUUUUUGGGCCAUCUAUUGUUGUGGGUUUCAGAGUAGUUGUGGGUUUCCAGAUACUUUUCAGUUAUCG
Drosophila ananassae is the source of this 4414-nucleotide messenger RNA. RefSeq names its product transcription termination factor 2 (gene lds). The transcript is spliced from 5 exons. NCBI's taxonomy places the organism in Eukaryota, Metazoa, Arthropoda, Insecta, Diptera, Drosophilidae. Gene Ontology annotation, molecular function: ATP-dependent chromatin remodeler activity; ATP binding. The coding region runs from base 101 to 3271 and encodes 1056 amino acids. The record is from RefSeq and is a predicted model, not a curated record.